GUGAGUAUAUAUAAACCAUCUCCUCUCCUCUCUCAGAUUAUCCUCCAUCCUUUAACAAUCCCACAAUAAACGCAUCUAGUUGAACUGCCUUCCGGUCUAGUCUCCACAGAUUGAGACCACAAAAUUCGAUUGCAGUCGCCCGGAGAGAUGGAGCUCAGAGGGGUGUUGCUGGCCACUGUUAUGAUCUCCGCGUUAUCCACUCUGAGUUUCACCGUCGACGCAUGCUCGUCGGCGGACCUGGCCGCAUUGCUAGACGUCAAGGCUGCUCUGGACGAGCCCUACUUGGGGAUACUGAAAACUUGGAGCGGCAGCAAUUGCUGCUCCGGCACCUGGUACGGCGUCAGCUGCGACCCGAGCACAAACAGAGUCGCCGACAUCACUCUCCGGGGAGAAUCCGAGGACAAGAUCUUGGUCAAGGCCGGCCGGACCGGGUACAUGAAGGGCUCGAUCUCUCCUUCCGUCUGCAAGCUCGACGGCCUCAGCACGCUCAUUCUGGCGGACUGGAAGGCCGUUUCCGGCGAGAUUCCGUCGUGCAUCUCCGCACUCCCCAACCUCCGGAUUCUAGACCUCGUCGGGAACCAAAUCACCGGGCGGAUCCCGGCGAACAUCGGGCAGCUGAGCCGGCUGACCGUUCUCAACCUCGCCGACAACCAAAUCUCCGGCAGCAUACCGCCGUCCAUCGUCAACCUCGGGAGCCUAAAGCACCUGGACCUCAGCGGCAACAAGCUCUCCGGCGAAAUCCCCGCGGAUUUCGGGAAACUCCGAAUGUUGAGCCGGGCGUUGCUCAACAGAAACCAGCUCACCGGUUCAAUCCCGGGCGGGUCGAUCGCGAACCUCCGCCGACUCGCGGAUCUGGAUCUAUCGAUGAACCAAAUAUCCGGUCCAAUCCCGGCUGAAUUGGGAUCGAUGCCGGUUCUGUCAACGCUGAACCUCGACAGCAACCAACUCAGCGGCGCGAUCCCCACCGUGCUGCUGAGUAACUCGGGAUUGAACAUCCUGAAUCUGAGCCGGAACUCGCUGGAAGGAGAUUUGCCGGACGUGUUCGGGCAGAAGACAUAUUUCACGGCUCUGGAUCUGUCCCACAACAACCUGCGAGGGAGCGUGCCGAAAUCGUUGUCGGCGGCGAAGUACAUCGGACACUUGGAUCUCAGCAGCAACCACCUCUGCGGCACGAUCCCCACCGGUUCCCCCUUCGACCACCUUGAAGCGUCGUCCUUCUCCAACAACGCCUGUUUGUGUGGAUCGCCGUUACACACAUGUCAGAAUUGAUGAUUUCGUGUAAUUAAAUGUUUCUUUUAUCAGGGUUAUUAAUUAAUUACUGUAUUAUUUGUGUAAUAACUACGAAGUAUUUAUUAAAUACGCACUCCUCCAAAAGAAAUUUGUCUUCCAACCAGGUGCUUCACUGUUUCAGGCACUCUCGUUUCUGCCAUUAUUAAUUCUUUAAGAUUUGGUAAGAA
Cuscuta epithymum is the source of this 1457-nucleotide messenger RNA. The record is from the annotation of a GenBank genome assembly. NCBI's taxonomy places the organism in Eukaryota, Viridiplantae, Streptophyta, Magnoliopsida, Solanales, Convolvulaceae.